Chenopodium quinoa (quinoa) is the source of this 1038-nucleotide messenger RNA. RefSeq names its product F-box/kelch-repeat protein At3g23880-like. Bases 1 to 1038 code for a protein of 345 amino acids. The transcript has 2 exons. NCBI's taxonomy places the organism in Eukaryota, Viridiplantae, Streptophyta, Magnoliopsida, Caryophyllales, Amaranthaceae. Gene Ontology annotation, molecular function: protein binding. The record is from RefSeq and is a predicted model, not a curated record.
AUGGAGAAUAAAGCGAAGACCGAUUGUUGCUACCUUCCGUUUGAACUAAUCACUGAGAUACUCUCAUGGCUACCCGCUAAGUCUCUGCUGCGAUCUGCAUGUGUCUCUUCAUCGUGGUAUAUGCUUACCAAAGAUCCAAAGUUCAUGAAGUUGCAUCGCAGUCGAUCCCUCAAAGCAAACCUGGAAACGCAUUUCCUCUUCGAGUGCUGGAAAUCCAAAGUCUACUCUUUUAGAGCUACAUCGCAGCAUCCCUAUUACCAUGCUUCGGAACUUGCUUAUCCGAAAGACAUCAUAAAGCCUCGCACCAUGGGAGGUGUUUUAGGCUCAUGCAAUGGCCUAGUUUGUUUUCAUUCAAUAACAUUACAACCCUUUUACAAAUCUGCUUACAACAAUAAUCUAGGCCUGUUUCUCUACAACCCUGCGACUCGAGCCACUAGAUUGAUACCACCACUCAAUUCCCCGAUGAAUAAUUUAUUGAAACGUGAAGUUGCAUUCGGUUAUGACAGUGUAUCCGAUGAUUAUAAGGUUUUAGCCAUUUGUAUGGAGAGGAAUGAUCGAAAUGUCGAAAAAGCUCUACUAUACAGUUUGAAAACGGAUGCCUGGGUGAACAUACCGAGCCCGCCAUGGUAUUACCAGAUACCCCAUCCGGUAAAGAGAGAGAUAAACUAUACCAACUGUGAAGAUGACUCAGAAUUGACCAUUUUAGAAGGACAGUUGUGUAUCGUAACAUAUACUUUGGAGAUAUGGGUAUUAAACAAGAAGAAGAUAUCUUGGACUCGAAUUUUUCAUCAUCUCUCGGGGCAAUUGAAACAUGUUGAUUUUCAUCAUGCUAAAAUAUAUAAUUUGGGUUUCCGAGAUGAACGACGCAGUAUCAUAUUAGCAAUAGCUGACCGUACAAGAGCUCUACAAAAGGUUUUCAUCUGCUGUGAUCUACAAUCCAAACAAGCUAGGGAGAUCGAAGCCACAAAUUUACCAGAUGGUACCGAAAGGAUCAUUUCCUUUCAUCCUUGGGUCGAUUCGCUUGUCCCGUUGUAUUAG